AUGAUUUCAUUUGAUGUGAUUAACUUAUAUACUAGUAUACCUUUUAAUUAUGGGCUAGAGGCAGUUCAGUUCUGGCUGGACCAAUAUCCGGAAGAAAUACCGGAAAGGAUCAGCAAAGAAUUCAUAAUUGAAUCGGUUGAAUUCAUCCUACGAAAUAACCAUUUCAUGUUUGAUAAAAAAUUUUAUCGAGAGAAAUCCGGAAUUGCCAUGGGCACUAGGACAGCCCCGGUUAUUGCGAACCUAACAAUGGGCUAUCUGGAAAUAAUAAUAUACCAGGAACCUUUAUCUAGCUUUGAAAACCCUCUUUCCUCAUACAUAAAAGAGAAUUGGAAAAGAUUCCUGGACGACUGUUUCAUUCUCUGGGAUGAAAACACAGACAAACCUCUGGAAUUCAGAAGAAUAUUAAACACCGUCAACCCAAAAAUACAGUUCACAAUGGAAUACAACCAAAAGGAGCUCCCAUUCUUGAAUAUACUAGUAAAAAAAUAUUAA
This is a messenger RNA of Octopus sinensis (East Asian common octopus), 492 nucleotides long. RefSeq lists its product as uncharacterized. Lineage: Eukaryota; Metazoa; Mollusca; Cephalopoda; Octopoda; Octopodidae. The record is from RefSeq and is a predicted model, not a curated record. The transcript has a single exon. Bases 1 to 492 code for a protein of 163 amino acids.